GCUAACCAAACACCUCUUUUAUUAUGUAAGGCUCGUAGGGUAGAAAUUUCCACCGAUUCGACGACCUGGCAAGCACUUACUAUAAUUUUGGCACGCUCGCUGACAUCACCUUGCGGAAUUAGCUUAAUUGGUCUUCUUGUGGUUAAACAGUUGUUCUGCGCAGCCUAGGCGCCGGAUGUGGGAGCUUUGGCUGGCAAUCCUUGGGCUGCUUUCUGCUAUUAUGAGAUCGAUUGGCCAACAGCUUGAACGAUUGGCAUCAUCUUUAAUGCGCGGAAAGCUUGGUGCAUUGGCUCCAUCUGGAGAGCCAGCGCUGGCAUAUGGCAUCGCUCAGCUCGUGGACUCGGUACCAUCAUUGGAGCACAUGCUGAGGUCGCUCGCGGGUGCCAAGCAGCUGGCAGUAGACGCUGAAGGCAUCAGCCUUGGUCGCACCGGCAAGCUCUGCCUGCUCUCCGUGUCACCCUCCCUCCCGCCCGACUCCCCCCCUGGAGCCCACCCGCCCGUCUUCCUGCUCGACGUCUCCACCCUGGCCGCAACCGCCUUCACCCACACGCCACCGCCACUGCCACGCUCCUAUGCAGCAGCAGCAGCAGCUGGGACAAUACCGUUGGGGGCAACCGCAACCGCAGUAGGGACAACAGCGGCAGCACCCGGGCCAGCGCCCUCCUCUCCGCCUCCUCCGCCUCCCACCCGCAGUCUGCAGGGGUUGCUGGAGUGCGAGGGCGUCACCAAGCUCUUCUAUGACGUGCGGGCGGACAGCGAGGCGCUGUUCCACCAGCAUGGAGUGAGGCUGAGGGGCGUGGUGGACCUGCAGCUAAGCGAGGUUGCCUUCCGGCGCUACGGCCCCUCCAUGCGCCGGGUGGGCUACGUGGUGGGGUUGGCUCGGGCGCUGGAGUGGUACCUUGAUGCGGAGGUGCGGGAGCGCUGGCGGGCCACCGCGGUGGACAAGCGGCUGCUGCAUGCGACAUACAACACCGACCCCACGUAUUGGGACCGGCGCCCCCUUACCGAGGAGCAGGUCCGCUACGCCUCCGACGACGUCCUCUACCUGCACCACCUGCACCGCCAAUUUAACGCGGCGCUGGCACCGGCCAUACUGCAGAGGGUUGCCCGUUUCAGUGAAUACCGGGUGACCGAGAGCCAACAGCAGCAGCCGCCACAGCAGCAGCAGCAGCCGGAUGGGACAGGGGCGGAGAAGCAGCCCGGGGCAGCAGCAGGGGGGCCGGGAGCAGCAGCUGCGGGGGGUGCAGGGGGAGGUGGCAACGGGGACCCGUCGCGAGCCCUGGCGCCGCCGGGGCUGUAGCAGCAGCGGCAGCAGCAGCAGUACCAGUGUUUUGCGUACGGGUGAUUUGGUGACCUGAGGACACCGCGGCUGUGCGCUGGCUGUGGCUCUGGGGGGCAGCAGCAGUGGCGGUGGUAGUGGCAGUGGUGGCUGUGGCAGCAGUGGCAGUGGUGUAGGACGGGAGUCGAGGCGCACGUGUGGAGGUCGCCCCCGGGGGAGGAAGAGCAGCAGAUAAAGGAGCAGGAUCAACAGCAGGAGGAGCAGCAGAUGGAGGAACAGUAGCAGCAAGAGGUGCAGGAGGAAGAGCAGCAGGAGGGCGAGCUAGGCGUGUUCCGUCGCUUUUCUGGCUUACGGCUAGGACACUGGAGGCCUCGAUUGCAGGGAGUGAAUGGGAAACCGUGGAAGUAGAGAAGUCACAGUGGCUAAAGUGUAGUACAGCUGGCCACGCCUGCCUGCUUCAGGCGUGGCUUAAGGCACAAGACGCACAGUUCCACGUCCCAAGCCCUCUCGCUCCAUUCACAGACCCACCGCAGUGCACCCCAAUUCGUUUAUCAAUGGCGUCUGCCUCAUGCAUGCUAAAUGGCAGCUGUUUGGGAGCGGUGCGAUCCCUCCAUCCGCGAGUA
Astrephomene gubernaculifera is the source of this 1902-nucleotide messenger RNA. Lineage: Eukaryota; Viridiplantae; Chlorophyta; Chlorophyceae; Chlamydomonadales; Astrephomenaceae. The record is from the annotation of a GenBank genome assembly.